Messenger RNA from Oreochromis niloticus (Nile tilapia), 8338 nucleotides. It is a transcript of the gene pax4, whose product is annotated as paired box 4. Gene Ontology annotation, biological process: regulation of transcription by RNA polymerase II; anatomical structure development. Gene Ontology annotation, molecular function: DNA-binding transcription factor activity, RNA polymerase II-specific; RNA polymerase II cis-regulatory region sequence-specific DNA binding. The coding region runs from base 5261 to 6481 and encodes 406 amino acids. The transcript has 10 exons. The record is from RefSeq and is a predicted model, not a curated record. NCBI's taxonomy places the organism in Eukaryota, Metazoa, Chordata, Actinopteri, Cichliformes, Cichlidae.
CUGCCUUUAAGCCGUGUCGGAAAAACGUAAAUUUCGUCACACACCCCCAAAGCGAAAAAUACAAUACAUUAAAAGUUGGGCGAUGGAAACAAAGAAUGUGUACUAUAAACAAUAAUAACAGUGAAAUAACGCAGAUAUAUUCACAAAUUUUAGCUUUAGAGAGGCAAGACUGAGAUGGCUUGGACAUGUGCAGAGGAAGGAUAGUGGAUAUACUGGAGAAAGGAUAUUGAAUAUGAAGCUGACAGGGAGGAGGAACAGAGGAAGACCAAAGAGAAGCUUUAAUGACUGAUCAUGCAGAUCUAGAGAGUGCUUUUCCAUAUGUAAACACUCUUCAUUUUCAUCAUUGUCAUGGUAGUUUGGGGCUUUAAUGAUUUCUUUCAACUGUUCUUUUUUUUCAGAGGGGAAUGAUUGUACAGCAAACAUAUUUAAUGACUAAAAUAAGAAUUGGGUGUUUUGUUUAAACGUUAGAAAGGUUUCUUGGAGCUAAUUCUAAACAACUGUAGAUUUGAAGAUCAUCAGUUCAAACAGCUGUACAUAAGUGAAAGUUACUUCGUUGUUUCACCACUUUGUCAAGGUCUGGAAGAAAACCUGGACUCUCACCCUUGGAUGAAAGGAAGUUUGUUAGGAUGUUCAGGAACAUCCCACAAACCAUCAAAGCUCAAGGCUGCCAUGAACUGGAAACUGCUGGAACGCUAGGGUCACUGUCCACAGUGAGGCAAGUUUUAAACUUCCAUGGACUGCAUCGACCAAGAAAGGAGGCGCUGGUCCAAAAUCAACACCUUCAAGCUUGACUGAAGUUUGCAGCUGCACACGUGGACAAGCCAAAUGCCUUUUAGAGGAAAGUUUUACUGGUACAUUGCACAAAGUGAAUGAAGUAAUGAAGAAGGAGGACCUUCAGAUUCUUUAACUUUACCUCAAUUCAAAAUCUAGAUGGGUGAAACUUGAACACAUUUGGGUGUUCCAACAGGACAAUUUUCCCAAACACAUCAAAACUAGUUUUGGAAUAAGUAAUGCAGUCUAGCAUUACGUUUCUGGAAUGGCCGUCCCAAAGCUCCAGCUUCAACACAACUGAAAAUCUGUGCUUAAACGUUGAGUCCAUGUCAGGAAACCAACCAAUUUGAAUGAAUUUGACCAAUUCAGACAAGAAGUGUAGUCAAAUAUCCAGCCAGAAUGUUGCCAUUAGCUUGUUUGAGGGUGUAUGUACAUAUUUAAGCCUGCAUGUAUAAUUUUACUGUAAAGAAACUUGUACACUACAUUAUUGCUUUCUAAAGUUAAAGAUGUAAGCUAUACAAUCACUUCACCCUGGAAAAAAGCAGUUCAAAGGAACCAUUUAAAGCCCAGAAUUACCAUGACAUUUAUGCUCAUGAUGAGUGUGGAUGACCACAGCUGUAUUUUCCCUCUCAGUAACAUGAAUACUGGGCUAUGCCGAUGCAUUGGUGUAUAUGUAGGCUGAGUUGUACUGACAUGACAGCCUUUUUAAAUAAAUAAAUAAAGGAGUAUUAUUUGAAAAAAAAUACGGAGUAAAUUAGAAAUUAUAAUCUUCCCAACAGCGAUGCUGACUCCAUUAUUUAAAAUACUUUCAGCAGUCUGCAGGAUGUGCAGGAGAGUAAAAAAGUGUCUUGAAGGUAAGUUUGUAACAGCUUUCAAGGUAUUGCUAGAAACCUGGACAAUAACCCCAUUAUUCUCACUUUUCAGUAUAUUUAUAAUUCAUGCAUUUACGUAUAAUUAUAUAUUUCAUGUAAAGGUUAGUCUCUGUUAUGGGCUUUUUAAAACUCAAACUUAGUAUUCAAGUUGGCAGGACAGUCAUCCUACUCCAUAGAUAGAUAGAUAGAUAGAUAGAUAGAUAGAUAGAUAGAUAGAUAGAUAGAUAGAUAGAUAGACUAUAGCGGUCCAAAGUCAGAAUUGUUUAGGUAAGUAGUGUAAGUAGUGUGUGGUUAUAUUAAUGUAAAAUCCACAUGAAUGGGAGAAAUUAACAUUUCCGAACCUAACAUUGCCUCAAAAUCGGUCAGUGCUUACUUCCCCUGUCAGUGGUUUUAAUGUUGUGUUUGAUUCAUGUAUAUCUGAUUUCAAUUUGUAUUCAUCUUCUUGUAUGUCGUGUGUACAUAUAUAGUACACAUUUCACGUGAAUUUUACGCGCUAUAAAUAGUAUCACCAAGUCUUAAACCUGGUAGUCUUUACUGUUUUCACAUGUUUGUAUGUUCAGGUUAGUCCAUCAGUGAUUGCACGAAAGGUUUUUACUAGCUUGUUGACAGCUAAAUAUUGUGCAACACACACAGGAGUUCACCCAACCAUGGAACAUAUAAAGAUUCAGCUGGCUCAUUGACAAAACAAAACAAAGAGGCAGGCCAGCGCCAGAACACUGUGUUGUUGCUCAACAAAACCUUAACUGUCGUUGUAACAUGCUACAAGUUUCAGUGCCUUGGACAGCUGGUGACCGUUAAAUUGGAGCUGCUACAAAACCUUUGGUGCUUCAAACCAUUGUGAAAUCAAACCCUUUGAACUGAAUCAAAUCAUAGAAUAGACAAUCUAAAAAUGCUUGUAUUUUUGUUGUUAUUUUUAAUCGUUUAUGUAUAUUACAAAAAAAAUCAAAUGUUAUUGAGCAUACUUUGAUAUGGCAAAGCUGCACAAGGUUUAAGGGGGAAAAUCCAGCCUGCAUUUUUUUUUAUAUUUAUCAUUUUCUGUGUCCGUGCUGCAGGACACAGAAGAAACCAAGCGCAAAUUGGGGUACGCAAAAUUUCUAUUAAAACCUAUUUUUAAAAAAAGAUUAAAAAGGGAUUUAUUUUCGUUUGCAUGAAGUUCGGUUUGGGGAUCUAUGAAAAUAUAAAAAAAAUAUCAAAUCCUAAUAAUUAAAAAGUCGGGGGUUAGGUUGCGACUAAAUGUUGAGAAACCUGGUUAUGUGGAACAUGAAGCAUUGCAAGCAUGACUUACCUUGCAUAAAAUGUGUGAAUAACGCGUGUAUUUUCCAAAUUUAAUCUGUUAAAAAUAUAACCAGCAUUAUUUUUUUUUAGUUCCGUCAAAUAAAAAAUACAAUCAAAUAAAAUUAAGCAUUUAAGACACAUUUACACUUAAUCCCAUGUUAAGACAGACUCUUUCCUCUUUUACCCUGCUAUCUGCGGCCAUGUAACCGCAUGCAGGAUAUCUAAUAAUGAGUAAAAAACCUUAAACAAUCACCUCCAUUCACAGAAUGCGGGAACAUUUACGAUACUAAAAUUCAAAAAGGUCAACAUUCCUUGAAUCGCGUUGCCAUCUCGUAACAGGAUGGAGGAAAUUGACCAUGGAAACGAGUUCGUUGCGCACACAGCUACUCGGUGCGCUUUGGAGAGGUUUUGGCAACCUUUUUACGCGGCUGAGUUUUUCACAGUUCUCAACGCUUCAGGACACAGUAAAGCAGUAAAGCACCAAUACACAAGUUUUAUACACAAGACAAAGGUCUAUGGCAUGUAACUAAAACGUAUAUAUUGUCCGUAGCACUAUUUAAGCGCUGAAACUCACCCCUUCCCCUGGCGAGCACAUACUAAAAUUUACGCACAACGAAAACGUGUUGCUGUCUUAACAACACAGCAUAAGUUCUUUAAUUAUUCUCGUUUGGCACACACUGUAUGUGCAGUAAAGUACUAUAAAUCAAUGACCACGUUGACUCGCUGGUAAUAAAUAGAAACCGUCGCCCUGGUCGUUCUUUGUCUCGGUUGGCAAGGAGAUGAUGGUGUCCAAAAAUGGCUGUCCUCUAUCCAACCUGGCUGAUUGUACACACAGUAUUAUUAUCCUCUAACUCGUGGUUAAUGUAUAAUUUGGGCCAUAUGGCAUUUUAAAAUCUAAGCCUUUAUUUCGGUGGCACUUCGAUCUGUGUGGACCCAACUAAUGAUUCAAUUAGUCAUUAAACAGACCAAAAGACGAGCCUCGUGUGGGUUUUCACAUAGGCUAAUAUUUGCUCGUCAAAUAUUUCCCUUUGAAACGUUUACAACGUAUUUUUAUCUGCUGGCUGCCCAAGGAACAUCUGUGAGGGUUGUUUUAGCCUCCCUCUUCUGCAUAAAAAGAGGUCCCCCAAUUGGCCCUUUCCUUGCGCCCAUAUAGGAGUCUAUUUGUUCACGUUUUGAAAGAAAAUGUAAUAAAGAGACUUUGUGAUGGAUUUAUGAUUUAUCAAAAGCACUUUACCAUAUGGCAGUCGUCAUAGGAGCAGAUUUCCAAAUGUUUGUUUUAUGAAAGGAGACCAGAGAUCAUUUUAAUCUGAGCCACUUAACCUAGGAGAGGAUGUUCAAGUCACGUGACCCACUAAAGUAUGAGAAACACACUGAUGUUGAUUAUGUAGUUUCUUUGAAAGAAGACACUUAGGUCUGUAUUUUCGCUACAUUAAGACGAGCCAAAGCAGAAAAGAGAAGAACUGAAGUGUGUUGCGCUUAAAACUGUAUUGUCUAAUUAAGACUGCAGGCAGCUACUGCGCAAAAGCAAGCUCUUUGAGUUCCCAAGCUUGGAUAUUACUCUUUUGUGUGUCAGCUGCUGGAGCAGUGCACGGGGUACUAGACAUUAAAAACAGACUUAAUCUAUUUGUUUGUGACGCUUUAGAUGAUCAUACAUUGCCAAGAAAUUUAGUAAAGUGCGCUCAGGUGGCAUCAGCUUUGCCCAAGUGUGCAGUGUGUAAUAUCCCACUAGUAGAUGGUGCAAAGAUGCUGACAUGAUGUGGGGGUAGGUUAUAUCUGAUUGGAUAUUUCACACUAUGACAUGUCUAGAUGUUAUUAUAACAACAAAAACUGAGAUCUAAUUUUGGCUUGCUGGGACGCUUUGUGGGAAAUUCUUCUACAAAAUACAUUUCCAUCACUCACUUGGUCUUCCCCAGUCUGCAUUUGCUUUUAAAAUAGGCUGCUUGAAACGUUCUUUGUGAAUCGCCGAAAAGGAUCAGAAUACAAGUGGUUUUAAAGCUAGGAUAUUGUUCUAUGUCCUAAGAUUCUGGCCGCUUAAACGCACCAACUUGAAGCACAUGUCCAGCCUUUAACACCCACAUUCUCUUUCAAAGCAGUAGACUAUUUACAUUUCAGGAAUCAGAUCACCACGUCAUGUUGAGGUGUGCAGGUCUAUAAAUUGCUGCUGAUGGGUGGGAUUCCUCUCACUGUCACCAGACUGGUGUGGCGUUACCGCGACAAUUUCAUUACUUCUAAUCUAUCACAUUCUUCACAUUGCAGUCCCAGGUCUACCCCCCCCCUUCUCUGGAAAAAAGUUCUUAUAGUUUUGACUUCAGUUUCAUCAUCAAGGCUGGGAGCAAGGAGAGAUGUGCGGAACGAACACUGAUCUGGAAAAUAAAGGUGGUGGAAGUGUCAACCAGUUAGGAGGAAUGUUUCUCAACGGAAGACCUCUCCCACAACCCAAGAGACGAAAAAUGAUUCAGCUGGCCUUGGAGGGAAUCCGUCCAAGCCAGAUCUCCAGGAUACUCAGGGUGUCCAACGGGUGCGUCAGUAAGAUCCUGAGCCGCUACCGGCGCACAGGACUCCUGGAACCCAAGACCAUCGGUGGGAGCCGCCCCCGACUUCUCACCCCCGGUGUCAUCUCCACGAUCAUCCAAUGCAAAAGGGAAAAUCCGACUAUUUUUGCUUGGGAAAUCCGAAAACGUCUCGCAGCGGCGCGGAUAUGCAAGGCCUCCAACGUCCCCAGCGUGUCAUCCAUAAAUAGGAUUUUAAGAAAGAUCCACUUGGACCGCGGACCAUCGUGGAUGGACCUCAACGCUGAUGUCAGGGUUGAGCAGGAUUUGUAUUCUCUGGCUCAAGAAGAAGCAAAGAAGUUUGAGAAGUUUGAGACAGAGUGCAGUAAAAAACAGAAAUCCAAAGGUGUGCAGCACAGAAUCCGCACCACCUUUACACCAGAGCAGAGCAGAGCACUUGAGCAAGAAUUCUCUCGCAGCCAGUAUGCUGAUAUGUACACAAGAGAGAAGCUAUCUGCUGAAAUUAAACUUCCAGAGGACACCAUCAAGGUCUGGUUUUCUAACAGACGUGCUAAAUGGAGGAGAGAAGCCAAGCAGAGAGGUAGUACGCAGACUGAAGACUUUCAAAAGCAAAGUGACUUUGUUCAUGUGAAUCCAACAAUGACACACAGCUUCACAUCUCAACAGGCUACUGGAAUGGCAAAAGUCAAUGCUGACAGCUCCUCAUACAGCACUGUUACAAGGAAGCUGCAAAAUUGCUGCUUCUUCCCAACAGAAACAGGCGUGAGGAAUUCUGAAUGUCCGACAUCCUCAUUUCUCCAUCUGCCGAGUGACAUACAAAACACAGAAAAAACUCCUCUGGAUCUCCAUAGAGAUGGAUACACUUUCCCAGUGGUUCCCCACCACACAGACAUGAGGAGAACCUGCCCUUUGGCAACAAAGACAGGGGGGCCAGACUGCCCCGUGAUUCAACAGUGGAACCAGCAGGGAAUGCCUUUUACCUGGAGUCAGUUUCAAACAAAUGAGCAGUUUCUGUUGGUCCCGGAUGUGAAUCAGCAUCUCUACAUGGACUGAUAGUGAGACCAGUGAAUCAGCCGGAAGAGCUUUUGACUACUGCUUAAUUCCUCGACUGAAGGGACACUUAUAAACCAGUAGAGGGAGACAAAGUAUGGACCUAACAAUUUUGUCCUUUCCGCCCAUUGCCUCUUAAUUGCACUGCAGCUCGACUCAUCACUUUUCCUUGAGUCUGUGCUGUUGGCACGCAAUGUAAUCUUUGAUUGGUAAGAUAAUUAAAUUAAUUCACUAAACCCAUUUGCAAUGAAGCAAACUUAAUGUGACUUUAUAGCACCAGAAGGGAUGAAAAAAUAGAUAAGAUGAGGAUGAUAAUAAACUCUUUCUUGGAAGCGAUUUUUUUUUUAUUGAUAGCUAUCGCCCAGCAACAAGGACAAUAAAGCUAGGUUCAAGUUAAAGAGGGUAGAGUUUAGUACUGAUAGAGAUUAUUAAGAGAUACAUUUUAAUCUCAUAGUAUAAUCUUUAAUGAAUACUUUGCUGUGCUCCUCAGUUAUAUAUCAGUUUUAAAGACUUGUUGACUCCAACGUAAAUGAUUGCUCCAUGGAUCAUUUAAGGUUACCACAUGAUGAUAUGGACGUUAUCUCCUUUAUAUUGUUAGGCUUGACAUUUGUGUCAGUGUAGGAGCAUAAGGAACACAUCCAAGAUUUCAGUCCAGGAAAAGCCGGUGGGAGAAUCCCUAAAAAACCCCUAAAGUUUAAAUGCGACCUGAUAUCUGUUCCGCUCGGUAUCACUUUUUACGACUGCAACAGGGCAGCGGCAUUGAGUUCCUUUAUAUCCCUUUACUACAGUGAGGAGACAGUAAGUCUCUGAGUUUACUGAUAAUUGGUCAGCAGGGGAAAGAUUGGGUUCAGAAUACAAAUAGCUUGGUCAGCAGCAUGGAAGUGGCCUACUGGCGAAAUGACCCCCACUGGAAUAUAACAUCACGAAGCCAGAUAGGUAAAUGAUAUCUCCACGUUUGUGUUGUGACUGUUUCUGAAACAUCCACCAAUCUUGCAUAAAUUGAGGCAAGUUUUAGGAUGACUGCAUAUGAAUUUUUAACGGCAGGUACUGAACACAUGUAUUGAAUUUACAUGCAGUUUUCAAGCGUUUUUAUGCUGAUUUAUGACACAUUUCAAAGAUCAAUAUCUCUAAUAUAAGACUUUUUUUUCAGCUCCAGUGAUUUCUUUACAGUUUGUGCUUAUAUAGUAAAAUAUCCUAUGGUUUUCUUACAAGAUACAAUACAUUUUUAUAUGGAUUGCGCCCAUUGUGCCCUUGUGCUUCCCAACAUUUUUGGUUGCUAGCAUUUCCUCUUCUAAAAUCUUCAGCUGUUUUAACCUUUUCUAGGUAGAGAAAUGUAUCCAUGAAUUCAGGUUCUCAUAGAUUACUUAUCUACUGAUAUUUACUGUAAAAUAAAACUAAAUCCAUUCUGACAUCCUACAGUAUUACAAAGUGAAUAGUAUGUAAAGUCUACAGCAGCAGGCAUGCCCAAUUCUUGUUACAAGGCUUUUAAUCGGUAUAUGUGGUAUUUUUUUUAUCUGUUGUACUGCUUUUUUCCCCCUAAGCAAUAAACCUGAAUACUUAGUGCACUACUUUAAAAGCCUUCAUAUACUAAUUUGACAGAAAUAUUAAUCUUACAUCUGGAGGAUUCUCUGUAUCUUAUCUCAUAUUGAGCAACUAAAACUUUAGGAAUUGCUGAAAAGCACAUCCAAGUUCAACUGAACCUCACUCUAGUCUGGGAUGUCCAAAUUUGUUAUCCAAAUGUUCCUGACAUGUUAUUAUUUAUCUCCUUCCCUUGUUGUAUGUAUGACCCCCGUUGCUUUAGCCACUUAAGAGUAUUUAUUAUACACUAGAAUUUGCUUCUCUGACUGAUAUAAGGACCAA